UCAUCUCUAGGUCCACAUGGCUGCAGUCGGUGGGACGCCGUGAGCAAGGCCUUCUCCGAGGUCUCAAGGGGCCCCAAGGCUACGACGUCAGAACAGAAGCGAAGGCCACGUCCACCACCGACCCACCUCCAGAGCCACAGCCUCCCGGGCCUCCACAGCCCCACCCAGGUCUCACACGCAGGCGCGGGGACUAGCCACAGGUGCAGCAACGUCAGGGCUUUCCCCUGGGCGUAUGUGCAGCUCGAGGCUUUGCAGGAAGCGCACCUGCGAUGGCCCCACCGCCAACCUCUUGCUGAAGGAACACCAGGAAACAGACAGCAGGUGGUGGGGUGCGCCACAGAGAAAAAAAUGUCUUCAGAUAACCAGUGGUCAGCAGAUGAGGACGAAGGCCAAUUAUCCCGAUUAAUCAGGAAAUCUAGAGACUCCCCCUUUGUCCCCUAUAGGUAUAGCAGGCUUUGUGACUGUGGUGUCCUAUGGUCUUUACAAGUUAAAGUACAGAAGAGAUCAGAAAAUGUCAAUUCAUCUUAUUCACAUGAGAGUUGCUGCCCAAGGAUUUGUUGUCGGAGCUCUGACUCUAGAUGUUCUCUAUUCUAUGUAUAAGGAUCACAUUAGACCUCGAUUCUUCAGUGAGUCCAAAAAAUGAAGCUACACUCUGGAAGCAAGAAAGACAAGAAGCUUCUGAAAACUAUUUAUUAUGAAGAGUAAAUGUUCAAUACAUAGCAAAUUUUACUACAGAAGUGUCACAGAAUGCUCAUAGCCUUUGUAUUUCAAGUCUCAAUGUUUUAAGGAGUUGAUUUCCAGAUCAACAAUCAUAAACAGUCAACUCAGAAA
Symphalangus syndactylus (siamang) is the source of this 831-nucleotide messenger RNA. RefSeq names its product HIG1 hypoxia inducible domain family member 1C (gene HIGD1C). Gene Ontology annotation, cellular component: mitochondrion. The record is from RefSeq and is a predicted model, not a curated record. Gene Ontology annotation, biological process: mitochondrial respirasome assembly. NCBI's taxonomy places the organism in Eukaryota, Metazoa, Chordata, Mammalia, Primates, Hylobatidae.